Pteronotus mesoamericanus is the source of this 1956-nucleotide messenger RNA. It is a transcript of the gene SMTNL1, whose product is annotated as smoothelin like 1. Gene Ontology annotation, molecular function: protein binding. Gene Ontology annotation, cellular component: filamentous actin; microtubule organizing center. Lineage: Eukaryota; Metazoa; Chordata; Mammalia; Chiroptera; Mormoopidae. The transcript is spliced from 8 exons. Bases 119 to 1531 code for a protein of 470 amino acids. Gene Ontology annotation, biological process: actin cytoskeleton organization. The record is from RefSeq and is a predicted model, not a curated record.
GAGGGGGGGCAGGGACAGGACUGCUGGGGGCUAGAGGCCUCUGGUUGCCCAGGAGCGAGGCCACUCAGCUAGAAGAAGGAGACAGCUCUCAACCCCCCCGGGCAGAGGCCCCACAGAGAUGGAGCAGAAGGAAGGGGAGCCCUCUGAGGAUGGGACCACUGUCUCCCCAGCCGCAGGGCCCCCGGGGACGCCCGGGGAUGAAGCCUCCGCAGAGGUGGAGGCCAAAGGCACGACAGAGAGCACCGUCACAGAGGGGCCUCCGGCUGCGGCAGGAAGGCAGGAGGGAGCCCCAGCAGAGGAUGGUGUUGCAGCGGAACUCCAGGGGGAAGCCAAUGGGUUAGAUGAGGUCAAGGUGGAGUCCAACCUGGAGGCUGGACUUCCAAAGGAGGGCGGUGGGAAGGAAGAGACCAAAGAGGCUCCUCAGGAGAUGACGGAUGGGAGAGAAGAGACCAAAUCUGAACCCAGGGAGGCUGAGGGAAAAGAGGAGACAGCAGUGGCCUCUGAGAAGCAGAAGGCUGAGGAGAAAGCAGCCAAGCCCGAAUCCAGGGAGAAAGAGCACGUGGAGGAUGAGGCCGCGGCUGAGCUGAAGCAGGCCGCCGGGGCGCAGGAGGCCGCGACAGCCUCUCAGGAGGAGAGUGACAAGACGGGGGCACCUGAGGCUGAAGCCCGGGCGGGAGCCAGUGCCUCAGAGGCCCAGUCAGACUCUGAGGAGAAGGCUGCCCUGGGAGAGGAGGCCAAGGCUGCAGCACAGGAGGGUGACAUGAAGGAAGAGGCGGACUCAGGUGGUCCCGAAGAAGAGCAGGACCAGGGUGUGGACGGAGAGUCAGAGGAAGGGGCAGGGGUGCCUCCCAGCUCCCCUGAGGAGUGGCCCGAGAGCCCCACGGAGGAGGGUCAAGGCCUCAGCCCAGAUGGGCUGGGCCCAGACACUGCAGCUUCAGGAGAGACCAGCCCCUCAGCCAGUGAGUCUUCACCCAACGAGGUGCCCCAGAGUCCCACGGAGCCCCCUCCCUCACAGGAGAAGAAGAAGGAGAAGGCCCCGGAACGCAGGGUGACAGCCCCUGCUCGGCCACGGGGGGUCCAUGCACAGAACCGCAAAGCCAUCGUGGACAAGUUUGGCGGGGCAGCUUCAGGCCCCACAGCCCUGUUCCGGAACACUAAGGCAGCCGGCGCAGCCAUCGGUGGCGUCAAGAACAUGCUCUUGGAGUGGUGCCGGGCCAUGACGAGAAACUACGAGCAUGUGGACAUUCAGAAUUUCUCAUCAAGCUGGAGCAGCGGCAUGGCCUUCUGCGCCCUCAUCCACAAGUUCUUCCCAGAUGCCUUUGACUACGCCGCGCUGGACCCCACAAAGCGCCGGCACAACUUCACCGUGGCCUUCUCCACUGCAGAGAAACUGGCCGACUGUGCGCAGCUGCUGGAGGUGGAAGACAUGGUGCGGCUGGCAGUGCCCGACUCCAAGUGCGUCUACACCUACAUCCAAGAGCUGUAUCGCAGCCUCGUGCAGAAGGGACUGGUGAAGACCAAGAAGAAGUGAGGAGCUGACUGACCUUGUGAGCCAGGUGGCCAGGGUGCCCAGCUGACCAGCCACGGCCCUGAGGCUCCCUUCUGCUCCAGAGACAAGAGAGCCAGGCCCUGGGCAAAGGCAGGUGGCAUCAGUCUUAACCGCAUUAAAAGCACUUCUGUAAAAUCCUGCCUGGCUCCCUCCCUAGCCCACCUACGAACCUCUCCCACUGGGAUAACAAACCCCAGCUGCCAGGAUUCCUCACCCGACACAAUCUUUUCUACGGCAUGAAAGGCAUCUGGGAAAGGACAAUGGCCAGGGUCCCACCACUGACCAGCUGUGUGACCUUGGGCCCGUGAGUUAACCUCUCUGAACCUGUUUACCAUCUGAUUGUGAUAAAAGGAGUUCAAACCUCAUGGAGGGGCCGUGAGGGUAAGAUGAACUAAUAAAAUGAGCAA